This is a messenger RNA of Papaver somniferum (opium poppy), 2562 nucleotides long. RefSeq names its product disease resistance protein RGA2-like. The record is from RefSeq and is a predicted model, not a curated record. Gene Ontology annotation, biological process: nucleosome assembly; defense response to other organism. Gene Ontology annotation, cellular component: nucleus. Gene Ontology annotation, molecular function: ADP binding. NCBI's taxonomy places the organism in Eukaryota, Viridiplantae, Streptophyta, Magnoliopsida, Ranunculales, Papaveraceae. Bases 1 to 2562 code for a protein of 853 amino acids. The transcript has 9 exons.
AUGGGGGGAUUGGGAAAGACCACUUUGGCUCAAUCCAUCUACAAGUCAGUAGAAAAACACUUCCUAUAUAGGAUAUGGGUUUGUGUGUCUGAUGAGUUCGACGUUUACGACAUCUUACUGAAAAUUAGGGAGUCAAUCACCAAUUCUUGGUCUAAAGAUUCCACGGAAUGGGACAAACUUAAGAGUGUCCUGGACGUCGGCGCUGUUGGCAGCAAAAUUAUCGUCACCACACGUAAACAAGAAGUUGCAUCUGUGGUACGGGGUAUAAUUCCUCCGUACAAUCUAAAUGUAUUAUCAGAAGCCGAGUGUUGGUCCAUCAUCAAGAACAAAGCUUUUUCUCCAGGUGGAGCACCUGAGACUCCAACUAUGAAAAAUAUAGGAGAGCAAAUCGCUGUCAAAUGUGGAGGUUUGCCGCUCGCAGCUACCUUUUUGGGGGGUCUUAUGCGCUCACAAAAUGAUGAAAGGCAUUGGUUGUCUAUCAGAGACAACAAAAACUUAGAAACCCCGAAAGAUCAAAGUGGUGGGAUCAUACCCAUAUUGAAAUUGAGUUAUGAUAAUUUGCCUUCUCAUUUGAAACAGUGCUUCUCGUAUUGCUGUUUAUUUCCUAAAGAUUGGGAAUUUAACAGGGAAAAACUGAUUCGACUGUGGAUGGCUGAAGGAUUCCUUCAUUCAUGUAAUGGAGGAAAUCAUUUCUCGCUCGAAGAUAUUGGUAAUGAUUAUUUGCUCAAUUUGUUGUCCAACUCUUUCUUUCAAGAUGUGAAAAUAGAUGACCUGGGUGACAUUGAGGAGUUCAAGAUGGAUGAUUUAGUACAUGAUCUUGCACAAAGUGUCAUCGGCAGUAAUGAAGUCACGAUUCUGAAUGCAAGUGAAAUGCAAAAUGAUGAUGCAUCUCAAAUUCGUCGUUUACAGUUAAUUAUGGAAGGAGAAGAAGUAUCAACACCAGUUUCUAAUGUUUUGAUGAAUGCAAAGAAACUUCGGACGACUCUCAGCUUACUUGGUUGCAAGAAUGUUGAAAAGACUGUAGAUAUUUCUCAUACCGGUAUCACAAAGUUACCCAUAAAUAUCGAAUCUCUCCAAAAUCUACAGUCCCUCAAUAUUUCAAAAACAGAUAUCACAGAGUUACCUGAUUCAAUCACUUGCAUCUAUAAUUUAAAGAUGUUGGAAUUUCGUUUGUGCGCGGGUUUAAGAGUAUUGCCAUGUAACUUUGGAGCUCUGACACAAUUAAGGUCUCUUAAUACGACACAUUCUGGAAUAAGAGAAUUGCCGGAGUCUUUGUCUACUAACCUCUGCAAAUUAGAGUCGGUGAACCUUGGAUACUAUUGCAAGAUUCCGAAAGAUAUUAAGAACUGGGUGGAGCUGAGAACUCUCAAUUAUGACGGAAUGGCGCCAAGAGGUAUAGAAAUGCUAACUCACCUGGAAGUGUUAAUUUCUUACGGGGUUAGGAAAGAAGAAGACCGCAUCGGAACUAAUAUCAGUGAUUCUAGUGGGAUCGAAGAAUUAGCAAACCUGAAUUCCCUAAGGGAGCUAAAGGUAUGUCAGCUAGAGAAUGUGAGAGGCAAAAUAGAUGCCGAGCGUGCGAAGUUCAAAGACAAGCAAAACAUUAGAAUGCUGGUUCUUUAUUGGGAAGACUUGGUUGCUAAUAAUUCAGAUUUGGUGUUAGAUGGUCUCCAGCCUCACCCUCAUUUGAAAGAACUGAAGAUACAUGGAUUCUCUGGUUUAAAGCUUCCCGAGUGGAUGGCUUCAUUUUCUUGUCUUCCGAACUUGGUGAAAUUGAGUUUAUCGAAUUUCAAAAGAUGCGAGGAACUUCCUGCACUAGGUAUGCUCCCAUGUCUUAAGCUUCUUUGGAUAGAUGAAAUGAGUUCAGUCAAGUGUUUGGGUGGAGACUUUUAUUACCAAGAAGAAGAAAGCAAAGGUUCUGGGAAAGCUACAGCAGCAGCAGCGUCAUUCCUUUCACUAAUUGAGUACUUGAGAAAUUUAGAAAGAUGGGUUACCCCUCCACCACCUCACAACUCCUUCCCCAUCAUUGAGAAUCUAUCAGUACACAACUGCAAUAUGUUGACACGAGUACCAGAUUCGCGAUUAUGGACUUCUCUCCAGAGCUUAAAAAUCAUGAGAUGCAACAAACUGAAGAAAUCAAUACCGUAUGAUCUCAAGAAAUCCCUCGACUUUAUUAAAGAAACAAAGCUAAUUGAGCUGAAAAGAGGGGAAGAAAAUGGCGGACCGAGUGAAUGUUUCAAGGAUAUGGUGGCAUUCUCAUGCUGCGUUUAUGAUGGUGGGGCGACUGAAAAUUUGGAAAUGGAAGCUGCUCGUGAAAAAAGAUUUGAUAUUGUAAAUGGUGUGGUCGAAGUCAACGGAGUUACAAAAGAGGUUGAGGCUGACAAAGAAGCAGAUAAAGAUACAGAAGAUUGUGUACUUGCAGUAGAGAAGGGUGUCCCCGAUUUUUGGCUCAAUGCUAUGAAGACAAAUGAAAUCACAGAUCACGUCGACGAAGGUGCUAUGAAGUAUCUGAAAGACAUCAAGUGGUGCAGGAACUGUACCUACAUCUCCUUCUUUGUUACCUGA